UGGACGAAGUCAAGCCCUCAAAAAAAUAUCAGGAUGAUCCUCAUGCGGCAUGGCCUUUUCGAAUUAUAGUUACAGGGGCAAGCAAUUUAGGUAAGCGCAAUGUUAAAUGCGAUGAUGUGAUACUUUGUGGCCACCAUUUUAACGAGCCUAAAUAUGGAAUUGUUCGAAAUUUUUAUAAAUAUCUUGUGCAAGAUAAAUCCAAACUAUACUAUGAAGAUAUUACAUUCUCUACACUCACUCCUAAUAAAAUUCCAGACCCAAAAAAGUUCAAUGUUAAAAGAAGUAAACUAACGAUAUUUGAGGAUGUCUGCUCAGACCCUCUAGCUAUACAGAAAAAAAUUAUUCCAUAUUUUAGUAAAGGUCGCCACGAGAAUAUUUCUUCUAUUUAUGUCUCACAAAAAUUUCACAGGAUUCCUACGGAUAUUCGUGAAAAUGCAACGCAUAUUGUACUCUUCAGUGGUGGAGGUUUAACCUGA
This is a messenger RNA of Funneliformis caledonium, 476 nucleotides long. Lineage: Eukaryota; Fungi; Glomeromycota; Glomeromycetes; Glomerales; Glomeraceae. The record is from the annotation of a GenBank genome assembly.